AUGGCCGCAGCUGAUGGUGCCAAUGGCACCCCCCACUCCAAAUCCUCCCUUCCAGCUGUCUAUAUUGUUGCUGCUGCGAGAACUCCAGUCGGGAGUUUCCUGGGUUCUCUUUCUUCGUUGACUGCACCUCAACUCGGCGCACAUGCCAUCAAAUCCGCUCUCGAGAGAGUCCCAGAGAUCAAACCCCAAGAUGUUGAAGAAGUCUUCUUCGGCAACGUUCUCUCCGCAAAUGUUGGUCAAAACCCUGCCCGCCAAUGCGCCCUGGGUGCAGGUUUGGAACCCUCGACGGUCUGCACGACCAUUAACAAAGUCUGCGCAUCCGGCCUCAAGUCCAUUAUACUCGGUGCGCAAACCAUCAUGACUGGCAAUGCAGACAUUGUUGUAGCUGGUGGCGCAGAAUCGAUGUCCAACGUCCCUCAUUACCUCCCCACUCUACGGACGGGAGCAAAAUUCGGGAAUCAGUCACUCGUUGACGGUGUACUAAAAGAUGGUCUCACAGAUGCCUACGGAAAGCAAGAACAUAUGGGUCUUCAGGGUGAAGAGUGUGCGCAAGACCACGGCUUCAAUCGUGAGCAACAGGAUGAGUACGCGAUUCGAUCAUACCAAAGAGCGCAGGCGGCUGCGAGUGAAGGUCUUUUUGACUUUGAAAUUGCACCUGUACAGCUACCUGGUGUCCGUGGAAAGCCCGGUGUCACAGUGGACAAGGACGAUGAGCCGAAGAAUCUCAACGUUGAUAAGCUGCGGUCCAUCAAACCUGCUUUCAUCCCCAAUGGCGGCACUGUAACUGCACCCAAUGCAUCACCCCUGAAUGAUGGAGCAGCUGCCGUUGUUCUGGUAUCAGAAGCCAAAUUACAAGAGCUGAACAUUAAACCCCUCGCCAAAGUUUUAGGUUGGGGCGAUGCAGCACAUCAGCCUAGCAAAUUCACGACCGCUCCCGCAUUGGCCAUUCCCAAGGCUUUGAAGCAUGCUGGUGUGAGCCAAGACGACGUUGACGCCUUUGAAAUCAACGAGGCUUUCAGUGUUGUUGCCCUUGCUAAUAUGAAAUUGCUUGGGCUGGCCCCCGACAAGGUCAACCUUCAUGGUGGAGCAGUUGCCAUUGGCCAUCCUCUGGGAGCGAGUGGUGCACGUAUUGUCACAACAUUGCUCGGCGUGCUGAAGGCAAAGAAAGGGAAGAUUGGAGCCGUUGGAAUCUGCAAUGGUGGUGGUGGUGCCAGCGCGCUUGUUCUCGAGUCUUUGCUUUGA
Molecule: messenger RNA, 1242 nt
Organism: Exophiala aquamarina CBS 119918
Lineage: Eukaryota; Fungi; Ascomycota; Eurotiomycetes; Chaetothyriales; Herpotrichiellaceae
Product: acetyl-CoA C-acetyltransferase
Exons: 4
Coding region: 1-1242 (413 amino acids)
Biological process (GO): fatty acid beta-oxidation; ergosterol biosynthetic process
Molecular function (GO): acetyl-CoA C-acetyltransferase activity
Source: RefSeq, a predicted model, not a curated record